UUUUUUUUUUAUCUUUUUCCUUUUUUUUUUUCAUCAAUGCCGUCUUUGGGGAAAAUCAUUAAUCACCCUUUAUUCAAUAUUGGGUUCUUUUUAUUGGUACGACAAUUGACAAAGUCACUUCCUUUGGAAGAUAGUUCAUAUCUUUGGGGUAUCCGAGGUGUUUAUUAUGGUGCUCAACUCCUCAUCUUUUUAUUGAAUCUCUAUAUAUUGAAUAUUAUCUCGAAUAAAAAUGAUCAAACUGUUUUACGAUACGUGGAACCCUCCAAACCAAGUUGGGACGGAACAACAACACCGGAUAAUUUGGUGGUGACCACUUUUGCAGACUAUGAUAAAAAUGAAGUAUUAAAAGGAAUGAAACAAUCAGUGAUUGGUUUGGCUAUGGUGACCUUCUUACAUUUCAAGUUUGGUUAUGUGCAACCAUUGAUCAUUCAAGCAGUAUUAGGAUUCAAAACGUUUUUCACUACAAAAGAAGCAAGAAUUCAUCUGUUCCAUCAAUCAACAACAAGCGGUGAUUUGAAGCGACCUUUCCGUGUGGAUUCUCCUUUUGGUAUGAGUUCUCUCAAUCCCCAACCAAAAACUGACAAGGCAUCUAUCAAGAAAGCAGAACGAGCUAUGAAGGCAGAUUAAAAAUUUUGUUAUUUUUUUAAAAAAAAAAAAAAAUUAUAUAGAAUACUUUUAGUAGACUAGUUCUUGUUGUUCGUUAUUGUUUAUUCG
Molecule: messenger RNA, 714 nt
Organism: Halteromyces radiatus
Lineage: Eukaryota; Fungi; Mucoromycota; Mucoromycetes; Mucorales; Cunninghamellaceae
Product: inorganic phosphate transporter Pho88
Exons: 3
Coding region: 37-627 (196 amino acids)
Biological process (GO): protein targeting to ER
Cellular component (GO): mitochondrion; endoplasmic reticulum
Source: RefSeq, a predicted model, not a curated record